CUUGCCAACUGUAGCACAAAAAGUAGGCAAAAACACAAACAAGUGAUAAGCAACUGUGCUUUUCUGCAACUGUAAACAGGUUGCACAUAAAUAUGCGUAUAUAGAGAUUUGCAGACUUUGGCACAGGCGUUGCCCGCAACUUUUGACAUUUUGCAUUUAGUUGUUGUGCGUCUAUAAUGGAGUCUGUGAAUAGUGAUCUGCAGCGGGAGCGAGAGUCGGCAGGCAUUUCGAGCGAGGACUUUGCUGUUUGGUGGGCAGGUGGACGGGACAAGCUGCAGCAGCGACGCGCUGUGGAGCGUUACUUUUUCGAUGAUCCCGAGUUCGACGAUGCAGUGCCACCCAGCUGCAUGUCAUACAAGGAGCGUUACGAGCAUUCGAUAGCUAAGGGCACCAAGUUUGUUGCCAGGCUGCGCCAGUGGCAGCGCGAGAAUGGCUAUAAUGAGCAGAGUGUGAAUUUGAAAGCUGUGCAUGACUUUCGGCUGAUGCUGUCUGGUCCGCUGGGCACAGCGCUCUUUCAGCAAAGCUUUCCUUUGCGCCUGCACUUUGGCAUGUUUCUGCCCAGCAUACUUAACCUGGGCACUGAGGAGCAGCAGCGUACUUGGCUUGAGCGCGCCUGGCGUAUGGACGGGAUUAUUGGCACCUAUGCGCAAACGGAACUAGGCCACGGGAGCUUUAUACGCGGUCUAGAGACACGCGCCGACUACGAUGUCGCAAGCGAGGAGUUUGUGCUAAACACGCCCUCACUCAGUGCCUACAAAUGGUGGCCUGGCGGAAUGGGUCAGACAGCCAACAUGGUGGUGGUGCUGGCGCAACUUUACAUUAACGGCAAUCAUCAUGGUCUGCAGCCGUUCCUUGUGCGCAUACGCGACGAGCAGACACACGAACCUCUGCCCGGCAUUGAUGUGGGUGACAUUGGACCCAAGAUGGGCGGCAAUGGCGUCAACAACGGCUUUCUGGGCUUGCGGAAUGUGCGCAUACCGCGCCAGCAGAUGCUCAUGAAGCACGCCCAGGUGAUGGUCGAUGGCACAUUUGUACGAAAGGCGAAGCCACAGUUGGUCUAUGGACCCAUGGUCUUUGUACGCGUCAUGAUUGUCCGAGAUGCUAUGUUCCAGCUGCUGCAGGCAGCCACAAUAGCUACACGCUACUCUUUGGUGCGUCGUCAGAGUCCCAUUGAGCCUGGUCAGGCGGAGCCGCAGAUUUUGGAUCAUCUGACGCAGCAGGUGAAGGUGCUGCCGCAGAUAGCACGUGGCAUCUGCUAUCGCCUGGUGGCCGAUGAGCUUUGGCGUUUUUACAACGACGUGACACAGUCGCAAUCCACGCAAGCGCAGCUCGCUGAGUUGCAUGCGUUGAGCUGCUGUCUGAAGUCCGUUUGCACGGCGGACUCCGCCGAGGGAAUCGAUAUGCUGCGCAAGUGCUGCGGCGGCCAUGGCUACCUGGCCUCGUCCAAUUUUGAUAGCAUCAUGGGAUUGGCCAAUGCCGCCUAUACCUAUGAGGGCGAGCAUACUGUGCUGCUGCUGCAGACGGCACGUUUUCUGCUGCACAACUAUGAGGAUGCACUAAAGCGCAGAGUAAUGCCCGCCAGCAUUACCUAUCUGCGUCUGCCCGUGCGCCAUAGUUGGGGUAACAAUCUAAUGGAGAAUGCAGUGCGUGCGCUGGAGAUAAGUGCAGUCGAGCAGUUGCGCGACGCUUGGGAAUGGCUGAGACAGCAGCGCAAGCGCGGCCAAACUCUGGAGCAGGCCACCAAUUUGUCUGGGCGACGUCUAACCGCCGCAGCUACGCUAUAUGGCCACGCCUAUCUGACACGCAACACACUGCAGCAACUCAAGCAGCUGCAGAAGCUUCCCAAGCUGGGUGAGAUCUUGGCGCAGUUGCUGGAGCUUUAUAUACUGGACAGCUUUUUGCGUCAGCUGAGCGCUAUUCUGCGCUGGCAGAGCAUCAGCGCACGCCAGGUGCAGCAAGUGGAGCAACGCUUUGAGCAAUUGCUUACUCAGCUGCGUCCCAAUGCUCUGGCCAUUGUGGAUGGCUUUGACUUUGAUGAUCGCGUGCUCAACUCGACGCUGGGCGCUCACGACGGGCGCGUUUAUGAGCGUCUGAUGGAGCAGGCCCGCCGCAAUCCGCUUAAUCAGGAGUCGGUGAAUGGCAGUUAUUACACACAUUUACAGCCACUGCUACGUGGUAAGCUUUAAGCAUUAACAAAAGCCAU
Messenger RNA from Drosophila busckii, 2203 nucleotides. Its product is annotated as probable peroxisomal acyl-coenzyme A oxidase 1. Gene Ontology annotation, molecular function: FAD binding; fatty acid binding; acyl-CoA oxidase activity. Gene Ontology annotation, biological process: fatty acid beta-oxidation using acyl-CoA oxidase; lipid homeostasis. Lineage: Eukaryota; Metazoa; Arthropoda; Insecta; Diptera; Drosophilidae. The record is from RefSeq and is a predicted model, not a curated record. The coding region runs from base 177 to 2186 and encodes 669 amino acids. The transcript has 2 exons. Gene Ontology annotation, cellular component: peroxisome.